AUGAUGGAUCCGAAAUUCCAUCUUUUCAUGAACAUCUCCAAGAUCAGUCCCUUCGAGGGACCCCAGUACCACCUGGCACCCAGAUGGGCCUUCUACUUCCAGGCAGCGUUCAUGGGCUUCGUCUUCCUCGCUGGCCUCCCGUUGAAUUUCAUCGUGCUCUUUGUGACGCUCAAGUACAAGAAGCUCAGGCAGCCUCUCAAUUACAUCUUGGUGAACAUCUCAGCAGCAGGCUUCAUUUUCGUGGCCUUCUCAGUCAGCCAGGUGUUUGUGUCUUCUUUAGCAGGCUACUAUUUCCUGGGAGUUUUCUUGUGCGCUUUGGAGGCCUGCAUGGGCUCCAUCGCAGGGUUGGUGACGGGAUGGUCCCUGGCGGUCCUCGCCUUUGAGAGAUACGUGGUCAUCUGCAAGCCCUUUGGGAAUUUUAAAUUUGGGAGCACUCAAGCGCUCUGUGCUGUGGCCUUCACCUGGAUCAUCGGGACCGGGUCAGCGGUGCCGCCGCUCUUUGGCUGGAGCAGGUACAUUCCAGAGGGCCUGGGAUGCUCCUGCGGACCAGACUGGUACACGCAUAGCGAGGAGUACAAGACCGACAGCUAUACCUACUUCCUCAUCAUUGUGUGCUUCAUCUCUCCCAUGACCAUCAUCAUUUUCUCCUACUCGCAGCUGCUGGGUGCCCUCCGAGCUGUUGCCGCCCAGCAGGCAGAGUCAGUGUCCACCCAGAAGGCUGAGAAGGAGGUAUCCAAGAUGGUGAUCGUGAUGGUAGGCUCCUUUGUGGUCUGCUACCUCCCGUACACCCUUACCGGCCUCUACUUCGGCUUUGCGGAUGACGACAACAAAAACUUCCGCAUGGUCACCAUUCCUGCCUACUUCCUCAAGAGCUCCUGCGUCUAUAACCCUCUCAUCUACGCCUUCAUGAACAAACAGUUCAACGCCUGCAUCAUGGAGACAGUCUUUGGGAAGAAGAUUGAGGAGAGCUCAGAGGUGUCCAGCAAAACCGAGACGUCAUCUGUCAGCCAGGGCUAG
Scleropages formosus (Asian bonytongue) is the source of this 1017-nucleotide messenger RNA. RefSeq names its product opsin 1 (cone pigments), short-wave-sensitive 1 (gene opn1sw1). The record is from RefSeq and is a predicted model, not a curated record. Gene Ontology annotation, biological process: phototransduction; visual perception; G protein-coupled receptor signaling pathway. The coding region runs from base 1 to 1017 and encodes 338 amino acids. The transcript is spliced from 5 exons. Gene Ontology annotation, molecular function: G protein-coupled receptor activity. Lineage: Eukaryota; Metazoa; Chordata; Actinopteri; Osteoglossiformes; Osteoglossidae. Gene Ontology annotation, cellular component: membrane.